GUAUCGUAUUGCUUGAAUAGUAAGAUUAGGUUCCCUGCGGAAGGACUAGGAGCAUGCUAUUCUCGUGGAAGAACAAAAACUUCCGGACAUCAUACUGUAAAUCCGCCAUUAGAUUGUACCCGAGUUUGUUGCUCACAGAUUUUUUUCCAUUUAAAAGUCACAAGAAAACCAUUUUUCUGGGUUGACAAAUUAUGACUACGACUCAAUGCACGUUUUCAUCGUCCUCGUAACCCCAAUCUCUCUCUGAACUUUCACGUCUCUCAUCCUCAACGCACCACCUGUGUCUCACUCGAUACUGAAAACAUUUACUCUGUUUAUAUUUGCGGAUUUUCUGUAAUCUGAUUUCAAUUUUUGUAUCGGAUUUCAAGCUUUUGUAGUCUAAUAUUGGAUGGGAUGCUGAAUGGGGUCUCUGGAAGCCGGGAUUCCAUUAAAGAGAGACAGCCUUUUCCGCUCUUACUCAGCUGGUAGAACCGAGCGACACCAGUUUUUACAGAGACCUAGAUCGAGGUUCUCGUUUUUGAUUUUCAAGAAGCUAGAUUAUCUCCUAUGGAUAUGUACUGUGACUGUGUUCCUCUUCUUAGUGGCGCUCUUCCAGAUGUAUCUUCCUGGUUCGGUGGUGGAGAAGUCAGGGGCUUCAUUAGGAGAAGAUAUGGAAGUUAGUUAUGCGGAUUUCAAGGUUUUGAAGGAAAUGGGCGUGAUUGAUUUUGUGGAGGAUGUUCGAUUUGAGCCUACGAAGGUUUUGGAGAAGUUUCAGAAAGAAGCUAGAGCAGCGAAUCAAUAUUUUUCUGCUUCCAACAGGACGGUACAGCGUUUUGGGUACAGAAAACCCCAACUUGCAUUGGUUUUUGCAGAUCUUUUUGUUGAUUCACAACAAUUACUGAUGGUGACAGUUGCCGCUGCUUUGCAGGAGAUCGGCUACAAAAUUCAGGUUUUCUCACUUGAAGAUGGUCCUGUUCGUGAGAUUUGGAGAAAAAUAGGAAUUUCAAUCACGAUAAUUCAAACAUGUGUUAAGACGCCGAUUGUUGUAGAUUGGUUAAACUACGAUGGCAUUCUUGUGAGCUCUUUUCAAGCCAAAGGUGUCUUUUCAUGUUUUGAGCAGGAACCUUUCAAGUCAUUACCUCUUAUAUGGACCAUUCAUGAAAGAUCGCUCGCUACUCGUUCAAGAAAAUAUAUUUCAGAUGGGCAGACUGGCAUUUUGAGUGAUUGGAAAAGAGUAUUCAACCGUUCUACUGUUGUUGUCUUUCCAAACUAUGAACUGCCGAUGAUUUAUUCCACAUUUGAUGUUGGAAACUUUUUUGUAAUUCCUGGUUCUCCUGCUGAGGCAUGGGAAGCAGACACAGUAAUGGCCUCGCAUAAAGAUAACUUUCAUUUCAGGAUGGGUUAUGAGCCUGAAGAUGCUGUUAUAGCAAUUGUGGGUAGCCAAUUUUUGUACAAGAGUUUGUGGCUGGAGCAUGCAAUCAUUUUACAGGCUUUAUUACCAGUAGUUUUGGAGUUCCCAUUUAGUUCCAAUUCUCAGCUCAAAAUCGUUGUUCUGAGUGGGGAUUCAACAAGUAACUAUGGUGCAGUUAUUGAGGAAAUUGCUCUAAAAUUGAAAUAUCAAAGUGGCAUCGUGAAGCAUAAAGCUCUUGAUGUCGAUGCAGACAGUGUUUUAAGCAUGGCUGAUCUUGUAAUAUAUGGAUCCUUCCUCGAAGAGCAGUCUUUUCCAGACAUCUUGAUGAAAGCUAUGUGCUUCGAGAAGCCAAUCAUUGCCCCUGAUCUAUCCAUGAUAAAAAAAUAUGUUGAUGACAGGGUGAAUGGCUAUCUUUUCCCUAAGGAGAAUACUAAGGUUCUGACGCAAAUGAUAAGGCAAGUGUUCUUGAAAGGAAAAAUAUCACCACUGGCUCGCAAUAUUGCCUCAAUAGGAAGAAGCACUGCAAGAAACCUGAUGGUUUUGGAAACUGUUGAGGGUUAUGCUUCACUCCUUCUCAAUGUUCUCAAGCUCCCAUCAGAAGUUGCUUCUCCUGGGGAUGUUGCAGAAAUCCCUCCCAAAUUCAAGGAAAAAUGGCAGUGGCAUUUGUUUGAUGUAGCAUCAAAUUUGACAUAUGCGAACAGAACUUUGAGAGGUCACACAUUUUUAGACAAGUUUGAGCAGCACUGGAACCAUACUCAAAGAGAGAGAUCUGGAGAUGUAAAAGCUGCUAAUGAAUUGUUUGUAUAUAAUAUAUGGGAGGAAGAGAAAGAAAUUGCGAUGGCUAAUGCCAGAAAAGGAAGAGAAGAAGAAGAGAUAAAGGGUAGAACUGAUCAGUCUCAUGGAACCUGGGAGGAAGUGUAUCGAAGUGCAAAAAAGGCUGAUAGAUCUAAGAACGAUUUGCAUGAAAGGGAGGAAGGGGAGCUUGAAAGGACUGGUCAACCACUGUGCAUUUACGAACCUUACUUUGGGGAGGGUACCUGGCCUUUCCUACACGUUUCUUCCCUUUAUCGUGGGAUCGGGCUGUCCACUAAAGGCCGGAGACCUAGGGCAGAAGAUGUUGAUGCACCUUCUCGUCUGCCACUUCUGAAUAACCCUUACUAUCAAGAUAUACUUGGUGAAUAUGGAGCCUUUUUUGCAAUUGCAAAUUCAAUUGACCGUGUACACAAGAAUGCUUGGAUUGGGUUUCAGUCUUGGAGAGCAACAGCAAGCAAGGCGUCUUUGUCUAGAAUUGCUGAAAAUGCACUGUUAGAUGCUAUCCAAUCACAGAGGCAUGGGGACGCACUCUACUUUUGGGUACGCUUGGAUUUGGAUCCACGAAGCCCUUUGCAGCUGGACUUUUGGUCAUUCUGUGAUGCUAUAAAUGCUGGAAAUUGCAAGUUUGCAUUUUCUGAGGCUCUUAAGAGGAUGUAUGGCAUAAAGCAUGAUUUAGAUUCUUUACCAUCCAUGCCUGUAGAUGGUGGUACAUGGUCUGUCAUGCAUAGCUGGGCUUUGCCAACUAGGUCCUUCCUAGAAUUUGUGAUGUUUUCUAGAAUGUUUGUAGAUGCCUUGGAUGCUCAUAUGUAUGACAAGCACCAUUCAAGUGGACACUGUUAUCUGAGUUUGUUCAAAGAUAAACAUUGCUACUCGCGGAUUCUUGAGCUGCUUAUAAAUGUUUGGGCAUACCACAGUGCAAGGCGGAUGAUGUAUGUGAACCCCAAUACGGGUGAGAUGCAGGAACACCAUAGAUUUAAGAGUCGUAAAGGUCAAAUGUGGAUUAGAUGGUUCUCAUUCGCCACGCUAAAGAGCAUGGAUGAGGAUAUGGCAGAGGAAGCAGAUACUGAGAACCAUACUAGGCGGUGGUUGUGGCCAUUGACUGGUGAGGUCUUCUGGCAAGGUGUGUAUGAGCGAGAACGGGCUUUACGACAUCAGCAAAAAGAAACUAGGAAGCGAAAGAGUAAGGAAAAAAUUGAUAGAAUGAGGAAGCGAACCCACCAAAAAGAAAUAGGGAAGUAUGUGAAGCCCUUACCGGAAUCAAACUCGACUGUGUUUAGGUAAAUGUUACAAGUCCAUGGUUUCGGCAUCAUUCAAAGUAGUGUAAGUUGAAAAUUCCUCUCAUUUUUUUACCCAAUAUAUCUUUUUCAUUCUGUAAUUUUUUGCUUGAAGGUUGCAUAAGUUUGUAUUUUACAUGAGGGUUUUGUAUGCAAAAUUGCAUCCUUCUGGUCAUCGUUUGUCUGAUGCAUAAACUGUAGAUUCACUUGUUCGCUUUUUCUUAUCCCACUUGUUCAAGAUAAUACAUUCUUUGAAAGAAAAAAAGAAAAUGGAGAUGCUCGGAUAUUUCUGACCAUCAAA
This is a messenger RNA of Juglans microcarpa x Juglans regia, 3778 nucleotides long. RefSeq lists its product as uncharacterized. Lineage: Eukaryota; Viridiplantae; Streptophyta; Magnoliopsida; Fagales; Juglandaceae. Gene Ontology annotation, molecular function: glycosyltransferase activity. The transcript has 14 exons. The record is from RefSeq and is a predicted model, not a curated record. Bases 401 to 3484 code for a protein of 1027 amino acids.